Manis pentadactyla (Chinese pangolin) is the source of this 1151-nucleotide messenger RNA. It is a transcript of the gene PSME3, whose product is annotated as proteasome activator subunit 3. The transcript is spliced from 11 exons. Bases 226 to 990 code for a protein of 254 amino acids. Gene Ontology annotation, molecular function: endopeptidase activator activity. Gene Ontology annotation, cellular component: cytoplasm; nucleoplasm; proteasome activator complex. NCBI's taxonomy places the organism in Eukaryota, Metazoa, Chordata, Mammalia, Pholidota, Manidae. The record is from RefSeq and is a predicted model, not a curated record. Gene Ontology annotation, biological process: positive regulation of endopeptidase activity; regulation of proteasomal protein catabolic process; regulation of G1/S transition of mitotic cell cycle.
GCUGUGACGUAAUUCCGGCGUGUGGGGCGAAAGCCGGGAGGUCUAGCGAGAGAUCGAGUAGGGAGCAGGCGGCAAGCAGGCGGGCUCACGGCAGGCAGAGUGAGUGAGCCAGCAAGGGCGGCCGCGUCCCGAGAGCAGCCGAGAUUCCUCCCGUACCUCUGACCCCCUCCCCGGAGCCCACAGCGCCUCCGGUCUCCAGCGGAACGGACACGGCCCGGCCCGGCAAUGGCCUCGUUGCUGAAGGUGGAUCAGGAAGUGAAGCUCAAGGUUGAUUCUUUCAGGGAGCGGAUCACAAGUGAGGCAGAAGACUUGGUGGCAAAUUUUUUCCCAAAGAAGUUGUUAGAACUUGAUAGUUUUUUGAAGGAACCAAUCCUAAACAUCCAUGACUUAACUCAGAUCCACUCAGACAUGAAUCUCCCAGUCCCUGACCCCAUUCUUCUCACCAACAGCCACGAUGGACUGGAUGGUCCCACUUAUAAGAAACGAAGGUUGGAUGAGUGUGAAGAGGCCUUUCAGGGAACCAAGGUGUUUGUGAUGCCCAAUGGGAUGCUAAAAAGCAACCAGCAGCUGGUCGACAUUAUUGAGAAAGUGAAACCUGAGAUCCGGCUGCUGAUUGAGAAAUGCAACACGGUCAAAAUGUGGGUACAGCUCCUGAUUCCCAGGAUAGAAGAUGGGAACAACUUUGGGGUGUCCAUUCAGGAGGAGACAGUUGCAGAACUGAGAACUGUUGAGAGUGAAGCUGCAUCUUAUCUGGACCAGAUUUCUAGAUAUUAUAUUACGAGAGCCAAAUUGGUUUCUAAAAUAGCUAAAUAUCCCCAUGUGGAGGACUAUCGCCGCACGGUGACAGAGAUUGAUGAGAAAGAAUAUAUCAGCCUUCGGCUCAUCAUAUCAGAGCUAAGGAAUCAAUAUGUCACUCUACAUGACAUGAUCCUGAAAAAUAUUGAGAAGAUCAAACGGCCUCGGAGCAGCAAUGCAGAGACACUGUACUGAGGCCAGGGCCGGGGCCAGGGGACUCUGUGAGUCUGGCCCAAGACCGACAUUGCCUUGGUUUGUUACAUGACUAUCGUGAUGGGGAAACUGGCUGGAAAUAGUAAUCACACCUCUCUCUGUUUUUAGUUAGCGUCUAAUGAAACUCUCAUGUAGUUCUGUGA